Molecule: messenger RNA, 2121 nt
Organism: Guillardia theta CCMP2712
Lineage: Eukaryota; Cryptophyceae; Pyrenomonadales; Geminigeraceae
Exons: 8
Coding region: 1-2121 (706 amino acids)
Source: RefSeq, a predicted model, not a curated record
AUGACAUUCAGUGCCGAUACGAGUGGACCGUCCCCUCCCUCUGCCAGCAGCACCUCCAGCACACCCAAGACCUGCUGCCAACGUAUCACCUCCCUCCGCAUCGCACAGCUCAAGCUGAACCUGCAGCUGAGAAUCUGCGGGAACUCGGACGACUUUGUGGCUGUCAGGAAGCACAUUGCUGACAGGCUGCAGCUGGUGGACGUGGAGCUGGAGGAGCAGCAGAGGAGUCAGAGGGACCUCAAAUCGUUGGAGGAGGGAGGAGGUGACAAGUCCCUGCUCUCCGCGUCUUGCUCGCUCGUGCAGUCGAUGAUCGCACGAUCAUGGUCCCAGUGGAGCAUGACGAGCUUCUUGAAGCAGCUACAGCACAUGGGGUCGGCGAGGAGGAGGAGAGUGUUGGCGAGCAUGAGCAGGGACAGGGAGGAGCUGACGGCGCGAGAGAACGAGAGCAGUAAGGACAGCAGAGACAGCCUGGUCGUCUUCUCCUCCUCCUUCUCCUCCUCCUCGUUCACCGCCUCCUCCUUUGUCCCCCAGCUCUCGGCCAACGACAGGCAGCUGAAGUUCGAGCUGGAGGUGCUGCGGGGGGAGCUGAACAUCGAGGAGAAGCCGGAUGACAACGACGGUUACAAGUUUGACAGAUCCGUUUACAACCUGGUGCUCAGUCACACGGAGAACACCAACUUGGUCUUUGAGCAUCUGAAGAAGAGAUUGGCGACAAACAGAGUGAACAAAACAUGGCGAGUGAAGGCGGAAGAAAAGCGGCAGAAGCUGUUUCCGAGUUACCUCCAGCGGUCGUCUACCAGCGCAGACAUCAAGAACGUGGGAGAAGAAAUCGAUGUUGACAUCCGCAUCAAUUCUCCUCUCUAUGCUGUUCUCAACCUGAGCCAACCUUCUGCUAUGGGUGCGGCGUUGAAGCAGAUUGCAGCAACUCACAACUCCAGGUUGAAUGAGUGUUUGAAGAACCCCAUCGUUGCCCAUUUCGUCAAAAGUCAAAUAGACAUGGAGGUUUUCGGCCGCAAUUCCGUCGAGCUCAAUCCUGAGUACCUCAAGAAACAACUCGCAACCUGGACGGCGAUGCUUCGAUCAUGGGAGAACGACAAGUUCGAAGACAUCAAUCUCGAUCAGCAGGAGUGGAGGACGAUGAUUGCAGACUACCACGAGUUCCAUGUUGAUGAGAAUGGAGUUGUGCACAGUCAUGACAAGGAAGGGUAUGAUGUGAUCUACGAAGAUACUGUCGACUUGUUCUACAAGCUCGAGACAAGACUGCUGCUGAUUGCAACUCAUUACAUCAGGAUGGCAGAGACAGAGUGCUUGCCAGACAAAGUCAGGUGCCUCCAUAGCGCUUUCACAUGCGAGCUCGCGUUCCAAGAAGCGAAACUAAACCUCAUCGUUGCUCUUCUCGACACGUUCCAUCACUGUGUUGAUGUUGACGACUUGCGGGAGAUCAUUCAGAAGAUCGUUGACCUGAUACACUUACAAGUUCCCAUCAGUCUCAGCUCUCCCUUCAUCACAUCAGCGUACAACCUGCAGAUCUCAACACUGAAGAAGAAGACAGAGCUUCUUGAGGGCCUGAUGGUGAACAUUCGGAACGAUCAGAGGCUGUACAGCAAACAACUCUCCUCCCUCUUUUCCCCGGACUUUUCAACCAGUGGCCUCCCCCUCCCUGUCUUCACAAUCUCUCAGGCCAUGACAGCUCGCAUCUCCAGUCUGCACGUUCAUCGUAUCUUGUCUACUCAACCAGUCUCUCAUCAUAUCUUGGGAGAGCUCUGCUCCUCCCUGUCCCGCGUCCACACCUGCCUCGAUGUUUGUGACUAUGUUGCUGAUGACAUCGUGACAGGACUGAGCUGCAGUACGGGAUUAGUCUGGCUCAGCGCGGCAAAGAACGUUACGCAGGAAGCAUGCGAUCUUUUGAAAACUUGUGUCGAGAGUUCUACCAAGAGCUGGAUCCAGAGAGUUGAGUUUGCAGACAAUCCGUUUGUUGUUGUUCAAGUCCUAGAAGCUGCAAUCUUGGGAGAUCGCAACAAGAACCUUCCAAUCGCUCAAAGGCAGUUUGUACAUGCCAAGAGGAUGGUUGAUAUCAUAUCCACAAGGUCUUGUUUGUGUUGUUGUCUUGCUUCUUUCUGA